Molecule: messenger RNA, 996 nt
Organism: Cajanus cajan (pigeon pea)
Lineage: Eukaryota; Viridiplantae; Streptophyta; Magnoliopsida; Fabales; Fabaceae
Product: toll/interleukin-1 receptor-like protein
Biological process (GO): signal transduction
Source: RefSeq, a predicted model, not a curated record
GCUAUAUUGGAAAUAACCUAAGUCUCGUCUCCUUCUUACUACUCAAGUUUAAAUUUGCUUCACAAUAUGCCAGCGGCGCAUGCUCUACCUGAUGUAUCACUUUAUUAUCCAUUACCUUGAACAGGCAACAUGCAUGAUGCUAUGAAAAGGGUGUCUUAAAGGAAGGAACUUCCCAAGAUCAUCAACAAAUUAAGGACUCUAACAAUAUACCCAACAUUUUGUUAUUAUCAUAAAUAUCAUGGCAUCAUCAUCCUCGAGUGAAAGGCACGAGGUGUUCCUGAGUUUCCGAGGAGAGGAUACAAGGAAAACUUUCACGAGCCAUCUUCAUGCUGCUUUCAAAAGGGUAGAAAUAAAUACCUACAUAGACUACAACCUUGAGAGAGGGGAUGAAAUAUCUGGAACCCUUCUUAGGGCCAUCGAAGAUGCAAAGCUCUCGGUGAUUGUCUUCUCCAAAAACUUUGCGACUUCAAAGUGGUGUUUGGAUGAGGUGAAGAAAAUAAUGGAGUGUAGAAAAACAAGGGAACAGAUGGUAGUGCCUGUGUUUUAUGACAUAGAGCCUACCCAUGUACGAAAUCAAACGGGAAGCUUUGCAAGUGCGUUCGAUAGACAUGACCAGCGAUUUGUGGAUAGGCCAAACAAGGUGCAAAAGUGGAGGGAUGCUCUUACAGAAGCAACUAAUCUCUCUGGCUGGGACUGCUCCGUUGACAGAUUGGAAUCUGAAAUUGUGGAGGAAAUUGCAAAGGAUGUGUUGCAAAAAUUAAAUCGUGUGUACGUUGGAGAUCUAGAUCAAGAAAUUGCAAGGUAUGGGCAACUUGCAAGGCAUCAAAUGGGAUAUUUUCAAAGCACACCUGAUGCAGCUCAUUGGCAAAAUUAUCAAGCAACUGUCAAACACAUCAGAAAACUUCAAAUGGAGAGACAUCAUCGCUUGCUUCGCAUACCUCCCAACAUGUACUCUGAGGCCAAUUCAAAUGCAAACAACGAGUACUACAAUUUAUG